Molecule: messenger RNA, 1050 nt
Organism: Knipowitschia caucasica
Lineage: Eukaryota; Metazoa; Chordata; Actinopteri; Gobiiformes; Gobiidae
Source: the annotation of a GenBank genome assembly
AUGAUUGUGGACUUCAGGAAGAGCACUGUCCCCCCACCCCCACCCUCCGUGAUGGACUCCCCCAUCACCUCUGUGGAGUCCUUCCAUUUCCUGGGCACCACCAUCACCCAGGACCUCAAGUGGGAGCCGACCAUCAGCUCCCUCAUCAAGAAGGCCCAGCAGAGGAUGUACUUCCUGCGGCAGCUCAGGAAAGCCAAGCUGCCUGCACAGAUGUUGGUGCAGUUCUACACGGCCAUCAUCGAGUCCAUCCUCACCUCCUCCAUCACCUCCUCAUCACCUCCUCCAUCACCUCCUCAUCACCUCCUCCAUCACCUCCUCCAUCACCUCCUCAUCACCUCCUCCAUCACCUCCUCCAUCACCUCCUCAUCACCUCCUCCUUCACCUCCUCAUCACCUCCUCCAUCACCUCCUCCAUCACCUCCUCCAUCACCUCCUCAUCACCUCCUCCAUCACCUCCUCCAUCACCUCCUCAUCACCUCCUCCUUCACCUCCUCCAUUACCUUUUCCAUCACCUCCUCAUCACCUCCUCAUCACCUCCUCCAUCACCUCCUCAUCACCUCCUCCAUCACCUCCUUCAUCACCUCCUGCAUCACCUCCUCAUCACCUCCUCCAUCACCUCCUCAUCACCUCCUCCAUCACCUCCUCCAUCACCUCCUCCAUCACCUCCUCCAUCACCUCCUCAUCACCUCCUCCUUCACCUCCUCCAUUACCUUUUCCAUCACCUCCUCAUCACCUCCUCAUCACCUCCUCCAUCACCUCCUCCAUCACCUCCUCAUCACCUCCUAAUUCAUCACCUCCUAAUCACCUCCUCCAUCACCUCCUCAUCACCUCCUCCAUCAUCUCCUCAUCACCUCCUCAUCACCUCCUCCAUCACCUCCUCCAUCACCUCCUCAUCACCUCCUCCAUCACCUCCUCCAUCACUUCUUCUUCCGCCUCCGUCGAGCACAGACGUGUCUCAGACGCUCCUGCUUCUGACUGCUGCUAUCUCCUGUUUUUGUCUUUUUCCUGGAGUUUUGCCACAGACAACUUUAACAAGAAUGGAAAUGAUUAA